AUGAACGACAGCGUGUCGAUAUUAGUAGCCGUUGUCCUCAUCUUGGUAGCUCUUCGGUGGAUGUUGGGUGGCUCUCAACAAUUACCAGAACAACAAGGCAAUGCUCGACGCGGUUCACCACGACGACCUCAACAUCGGGCAACGCCCCAGAUGAUUGAAAUGGUGCGCAACGUCUUCCCCAAUAUCCCCACUGCUGCCAUUGUCGCCGAUCUGCAACGCACUGGCAACGUAGAACGCACUAUAGAUAAUGCACUUCGCGACGGCGGCUUACCACUUCCUCCUCCUCCUACACCUCCUCCUACGACCAACAACAACAGCAAUGAAGCCAGCUCAAGUUCAUCCAAUGCUCAAAGCAGCUCCCACUUUUCGAAUUUGGUGCAGCGUUAUCAUCUUGAGAAAGCUGAUGGAAGCCAGGAGCUUGCUGAACCGGAAAAGGUAUGGGGAACCACUGCGGAUAAGCGACAAGAGGUAUUACGAAAGAGGAAAGAGUUCAUGGUGCUUCAAGCAAGAAGGAAAAUGAUGGAAAAGCAGAAGGAAAAAGAACAACAAAAGACAUCUUCACCGACUACUACUAUGGCUACGGCUACAGAGGAGGAGGAGGAGGAGAAAUCAGAGAAUCCAACCUAUGAUGAGAUGUCGGUGGAACAAUUGAAUGCCUUGUCUCCAGAAGAACGUCGUCAACAAUUACUCGAUGCUUUGGAACGAAGAAAUGUCAAUUCAUAG
This is a messenger RNA of Lichtheimia ornata, 723 nucleotides long. RefSeq lists its product as uncharacterized. The transcript has 5 exons. The record is from RefSeq and is a predicted model, not a curated record. Bases 1 to 723 code for a protein of 240 amino acids. NCBI's taxonomy places the organism in Eukaryota, Fungi, Mucoromycota, Mucoromycetes, Mucorales, Lichtheimiaceae. Gene Ontology annotation, molecular function: ubiquitin binding.